AUGGCCAUUACCAUACUCGCCCCUGCGCCCGCAGUGCAGAUUCAACGUACAAAUGAAUCCGACGAUGACUCGGACGAUGGCGGUGCGAAUCUGGUGGGAGACCUGACAAUGCGCCCGGCCAAACGCGCACGAAUUUCCGCGAAAGAUCUCGUUACACCAGGAGAGACUGUGACUGAAGACCCCCAGUGGAUGAGAGGUCAUGGCACAUAUGUAGCGACUUCCAGCACCGAUAUAACAGCAACGGUGGCGGGCACAAUACAGAAAACUAACAAGCUCGUCUCCGUCCGACCUCUUCGAGCACGAUACAACCCCGAGAUUGGAGAUUUGGUCAUUGGUAGGAUUGUGGAAGUACAAGCCAAGCGAUGGCGGGUAGAUGUUGGAGCACCCGUUCUAGCUGGUCUGCCUCUCUCAGCCAUCAACCUUCCCGGUGGCAUCUUGCGGAAAAGAACAGACACGGACGAGCUACAGAUACGAACUUUCUUCUCGGAGGGCGAUCUUUUAGUCGCAGAGGUACAGAGUCUGUAUCAGGAUGGAAGUGCUUCAUUGCAUACUAGAAGCUUGAAGUACGGCAAGCUGAGGAAUGGUGUGUUCAUGAGUGUCACUGGCACGGGUGGGGGAGGGGGUGUGGUCAGAUCUAGGAGACAAGUCUGGACCAUCGAGACUGUGUCGGGUGGGGGCAAGGUUGAUAUAAUCCUAGGAGUCAACGGGUACAUCUGGAUCAGUAAACAUGUGGAAGUUGCUGGUAGUGAUACUGCAGUGACGAGGAUGGAAGAAGUUGUAAGCAGCACAGUCUACUCUAGCCAAAACGACGAGAUCAGCCUGGAGACUCGCAGGGAGAUUUCGCGGAUCCGAGGUGUGAUCAACUUGCUGGUGGAGGAAGGCAUACGAGUUGAUGAGGAUAUGGUCAUGAAGGGCUACGAGGCAGCUGUUUUGGUUGAAAGUGAGGAUAGAGUAAACAGUGGAUUUCUGGGGGGGGAAACGCGCGAGAAGGUCCUCUUGUUGAUGAGCCAGACUUAG
Messenger RNA from Cadophora gregata, 1017 nucleotides. RefSeq names its product exosome non-catalytic core subunit rrp4 (gene RRP4). Bases 1 to 1017 code for a protein of 338 amino acids. Gene Ontology annotation, cellular component: nuclear exosome (RNase complex); cytoplasmic exosome (RNase complex). The transcript has 2 exons. Gene Ontology annotation, biological process: U4 snRNA 3'-end processing; poly(A)-dependent snoRNA 3'-end processing; nuclear polyadenylation-dependent rRNA catabolic process. The record is from RefSeq and is a predicted model, not a curated record. Gene Ontology annotation, molecular function: RNA binding. NCBI's taxonomy places the organism in Eukaryota, Fungi, Ascomycota, Leotiomycetes, Helotiales, Ploettnerulaceae.